AUGGACAACAUAAAGGCAGACUCUAAAGCGCUUGCACGAAUAUUGAAGGCCGAGAAGAAAGAGUGUAAAUGUUCAGACUCGCCAACACAUGACUGGACCGAGAAUUUUUACACUAGAAUCAAGUUUGCCUUCUCGGAAUCGCGCCUUGAGCAGCGCUAUAUAGUUUUGAGAGAUUUGGUAGCAGAUGUGAAGGCUUAUUGCUUGCCUCAUCCCCUGACUGAGGGAUCGGUUGGAAAGGUACGAGGCUCUACCCUUGGAACUCACUUGAACAAGAUCCAAGAUCUUCGAAAUACGGGAGAAGCGUCUCAAGGAGUAUACUCUGCGCUUACGAAGGCUUGCGAUAAGCAUAUAAAGCAUCAGGCACACUUCUGCGUCGAGGUCCAAACUCCUGAUGCGGCAUCUUUCGAGGUAGAAUUUACGUUAGCGUUCACAAGUGGAAAUACUCAUCAUCUGCCUCAAUGGAUAGUCAUACGCACAGCAUUGAACAAUUUGGUACGGCCUGGUGAAGCGGCGUUCCAAUGUAGCGAGAUAAAUGGAAAUCAGAAGCGCCGACUGGGGAACACAGGUGAUGAAUCGGACCCUGAAAGUCAGAGGAAGAAAAAGAAAAAGGGGAAGCAAGUGAGACUCCGAUUGGGAACAGCCGCCGCUUGCUCGAACUGUACACUGCCUGUGCCAAUAGGGCAAAAGACGUACGAAAUCAUUGCCAAAGGCAAUCUCUGCGAUCUAAUGCGCUCAUGGCAUCAAAGUUCCGACGAUGUAUCUUCUACCACUUUCGUAUUGGCCGAUAUCUGUGGUCAAAAAACAUUCCUAAACCCCGGAAAGCCCCCUUCGCACCAUCGGAGUUUGAAACCAAUGUCAUUACGUGAGGUCAUCGCGUUGAUCGCUCAGGGAGAUCAUCGAAGGCUCUUUACCGUAAAUCAAAGACUGAAAUUAGCUCGUACCAUAUCAUUAGCAUUCUUGAGAUACUAUCCAACGUCAUGGGGCCAUGCGUGUUGGGAAAGCAACAAUAUCAGCUUCUUCGAUGUCAACGAGACAACGCCUGAACAACCAAUUCAGCUUACUUCCCCACACCUUCAAACCACAAUCUGUGAAUCGGAUGCCGUCUCUAAACCAGAUCUAGGGUCUACCCCUGAACUCAGCGGCGUACGAAAUUCAUCACUUUUCAAACUUGCGCUCUUGUAUCUUGAGAUAGCGUACUCCCAGAGUUGGGAGACACUAAUACGAGACAAUUAUAGCCGUCAUAAUCCACAUGGCGACUACACUGAGUAUGAUCUAGCGAUGAGGCUUGCCAAAGGUACAGAUAGUGGAAUGCCUGUUCGAUUCCAUAAGAUCAUCGAGCAACUGAUCGCGUGCGAUUUCGCCCAAGGCUUUGACCUUGUGAGCGAAGACCUGCAAGCAGCUGUUCACCGUGAUGUCACAAGCCAAUUGGAGGAGCUCGAAGAGAGCCUACGGAGGCUUGAUUUAGACGAGUGA
Messenger RNA from Bacidia gigantensis, 1473 nucleotides. RefSeq lists its product as uncharacterized. The transcript is spliced from 2 exons. The record is from RefSeq and is a predicted model, not a curated record. Lineage: Eukaryota; Fungi; Ascomycota; Lecanoromycetes; Lecanorales; Ramalinaceae. The coding region runs from base 1 to 1473 and encodes 490 amino acids.